AUGCUCGACUCCACAUUGUUCGACAUGGAACCACCUAUAGGGGGGUGCAUGAAUUAUUGUUCAUUAUAUAACGACAACAAGCAGCAGAUAAUGAUUAUCCUUAGUGUGUUUGGAAUUGUUUUAACUAUAUUUGGUAUAACUUUUUUUCAUGGACAAUACAUGAUGACUAAGCUGACGGAUAAAGUACGAGCGAAUUUACAUCUGACUAAAGGCACCUCUGGCUAUAACGGAUAUGUUUCGCCUUUGUCACUAUCCUUUACAUGUUAUGUAUUUAACGUUACGAAUCCCGAUGAAGUAAUGCGAGGAGAAAAUCCGAAUGUGGUCGAAUAUGGUCCUUUUGUGUACGAUGAAAUUCUGCAGAGACACAUCCAAGAUACUAACGUCGAAACGGACGAAAUUAAUUAUAUUGCCGUAGCAACGUACAAGUUUAACAGCGAUAAAAGUGUGAAUGCUAGUCGCGAAAAAGUCACCAUAUUGAACCCAGCAUACAUGGGCAGUAUAAUAACGUUGACGUCACUACCCCCCGAGUUUAUGAAAAAAUACGGAAACAGCAUACCGAAUUUGUUUCCCAAUCGCAGUAGCAUAUUUUUGAAAGCUCGUCCUGUUGAUAUACUGUUCAACGGUAUUAGAGUUACAUGUAACGUAAAAAAGUUCCCUGACUUAAAUCUCUUAUGUAAAAUAAUGGACUCUAAUAAACGUCCACCGGUUUUAAGGGAGACCGAUAAAGAGGGAGUUUACCUACUGAGUAUGUUCCAAAAGAGCAAUGGCACAGUCCGUGGACCAUAUUCUGUUAACAGAGGCUUAAAAAAUAUGAGUCUACUGGGAGACACGACUUCUUACAAAUUCGAGAAAGUACAAACAAUUUGGCAUUCUGACUCGUGUAAUCGAGUAAGAGGGUCGGAUACCAUCACCUAUGCACCAUUAUUAACGCCACUGUCUUACGUUACAACCUUUAUAACUGAUUAUUGCAGGUCCGUGGAAGUUGAUUAUGAUAGACAGGUUUCGAUAAAUGGCAUAACUGGAUCGAAAUUUACCAUGAAGGAACGUGUGUGGUUUUUAAAUGAAUCACAGUGUUAUUGUCCUGUAAAUGACAAAAAAGUAGAAUGUUUGCCACAGGGCUUGCUCGAUGCCUCUGAAUGCCAGAAAGCGCCUAUAAUAUUUUCGGAACCGCACUUUCUUCACGGUGAUCCGAGUCUUUUACAAUAUGUCCGCGGUUUGAAACCCGACGAAAAUCUUCAUUCAACUUUCAUUGUCAUCGAACCGUACACCGGAUAUCCACUUUCAGGAUACAAAAAAGUACAAUUAAACGUAAAACUGUCUAAACAACCAGUAGAUCUUCUCGCGAAUGUCAGCGAGGGAAUUGUUCCUCUACUAUGGUGUGCGGAUGUAAGAAUCUUCGAGAAGUUAUAAUCAAUCAUUGGCAUUUCAUAAUUAUUGCGAUACGGGACCAAAUAGGAACACGUUUUCUAUGCAAUGUA
Molecule: messenger RNA, 1478 nt
Organism: Nomia melanderi (Alkali bee)
Lineage: Eukaryota; Metazoa; Arthropoda; Insecta; Hymenoptera; Halictidae
Product: sensory neuron membrane protein 2
Cellular component (GO): cytoplasm; membrane
Molecular function (GO): scavenger receptor activity
Source: RefSeq, a predicted model, not a curated record